Molecule: messenger RNA, 1611 nt
Organism: Mesorhabditis belari
Lineage: Eukaryota; Metazoa; Nematoda; Chromadorea; Rhabditida; Rhabditidae
Source: the annotation of a GenBank genome assembly
AUGGUGGCAACUCAAGGGAUCGGCCUGAGAACUUCUGCAUCGGGAGCAGAGAAAAGCUUUCAGGAUAGAGACAAGCCGACCGGUGUGAGAAACAGCAACAUUAUUGCUGCAAAAGCCGUGGCGGAUGCUGUUCGAACAUCCCUUGGACCACGUGGGAUGGACAAAAUGAUCCAAAGUGGCAAUGGUGAUGUAACAAUCACGAAUGAUGGGGCCACGAUUCUCAAUCAAAUGUCUGUCAUCCACCCAACAGCUAAGAUGCUUGUUGAGCUUUCAAAGGCUCAAGAUAUCGAAGCCGGGGAUGGAACUACGACGGUUGUCGUCAUAGCUGGGGCUUUGCUUGAUGUCUCAAUGAAUCUUCUUUCAAAAGGGAUUCAUCCAACCACGAUUAGCGAGUCUUUCCAACGAGCUGCCGGAGAAGCCGAGAAAAUACUCGAUUCAAUGAGCACUCCAGUUGAUUUGAGCAACGAUGAGCUUUUGGUGAAAAUGGCAACAACUUCUUUGAAUAGCAAGGUGGUUUCUCAACAUUCCUGGCUGCUUGCUCCAAUGGCAGUGAAUGCUGUGAAAAAGAUUGUUGAUCCAAGCAAAGACACCAAUGUUAAUCUAAGUAUGAUAAAAAUUGUCAAGAAACUCGGAGAUACUGUUGAAGAAAGCGAAUUGAUUGAUGGAGCGCUGAUCGAUCAGAAAACGAUGGGGCGUGGAGGGCCAACACGUGUAGAAAAGGCAAAGAUUGGUCUCAUCCAAUUCCAACUUUCGGCACCAAAGACGGAUAUGGAGAACCAAGUUAUCAUCUCGGAUUACACUCAAAUGGAUCGCGCUUUGAAAGAAGAACGACAAUAUCUACUCAAUCUUUGCAAGCAAAUCAAGAAUGCAGGAUGCAAUGUGCUGCUGAUUCAAAAGAGUAUUCUUCGCGAUGCUGUUUCGGAGAUGUCACUGCACUUUUUGGCAAAAAUGAAGAUUAUGGUGGUGAAGGACAUUGAACGAGAAGAUAUCGAGUUUUAUUCAAAGAUUCUUGGCUGUCGUCCGGUGGCUUCGGUGGAUCACUUUGUUCCAGAAGCUUUGGGAUCGGCAGAACUUGUUGAGGAAAUAUCUACGGGCGGUGAAGGCAAAGUCAUCAAGGUGACUGGUGUUCAAAAUCCCGGACAGGCCGUGUCGAUUCUUAUUCGUGGAUCGAAUAAGUUAGUACUUGAAGAAGCUGAUCGCUCUUUGCAUGACGCACUCUGCGUUAUUCGAUGCCUGGUCAAGAAGAAGGCAUUAUUGCCAGGUGGUGGCGCUCCUGAAAUGGAAGUUGCGUGCAAACUUCGAGAAAAAGCCCAGGAAGGGAGUGGUGCUGAACAAUAUUGUUGGAGAGCGUUUGCUGAUGCUUUGGAACUGAUUCCUUACACGUUGGCUGAGAAUGCUGGGCUUUCUCCAAUCGAGACAGUGACUUCACUUCGCACUGAGCAUGCAAAUGGAAACUCCAAUUUUGGAGUGAAUGUACGCAAGGGUUAUGUGACCAAUAUGUGUGAAGAAGCUGUUCUACAGCCAUUGCUUGUGAGCCUUUCGGCAAUGAAAUUGGCUGCCGAAUGCGUGCGCUCGAUUCUGAAGAUUGAUGACAUUAUUCUCGGUGUUCGC